UGGCACCUGAGAGGGCUCCCUCCCUUCCUUCCCUCACCUCCCACUUUCUGCUCCGCAGCCCCCAAAGGAGGGUCAGUUGUUGCAUUUUUUUAAGGGGGGCAGCAUUUAUUCAUGGUUAUUCAAGCACCUUGUGGGCUUCCUUCUGACUUUUCCUCUGAAGGACUCUGAAGCAUUUGGAGAGGUAACCAUAAGCUUGCUAGGAAAGGAAGCAUCUUUGAAUCCCCACUGAUGUAUGAAGUUUCAGAGCACCAAAGCACUGGCACAGAAAGUUCAGGAAGCAGUCUUGGAAGCUCGGUCACAGCAUGUAAGAAGGUUCUCUGCAGUAACAGCUUGCUUGAAUCAACAGACUACUGGCUACAGAAUCAGAAGACACCAUGCAGAAUUGGUAUAGUGGAAGACAAAUUAGAAAAGAACUACACUUCAGUUUGCUUUGUGAAUCUGGAUGCACACAAAGAUGAUUGUGACAAUGAACUCAUGAAACAGAGAUUAGUUGGCAUCUCCCCAAAUCUCCCAAAGCUUAUCAGCUCUAUGAAUGUACAGCCACCAAAAGAGAAUGAAAUCAUCCUUCUGAGUGGCUUAACAUCAGGGAACCUUCAGAAUGAUUUUGAAGUAUCCCAGUGUUCUUGGCUGGCAGAUGUCUGUCUGGUUCAGUGUGCAAGAGGAAACAGAAAGAACAGCACAAGCUGCAUCAUCUUUGAAAUAAACAAGUUUCUGAUUGGGCUGGAGCUUGUGCAGGAGAAGCAGCUGCACAUAGAAGCUGGUAUCUUAAAGCCUGAGGACGAUACUAAUUGCUCAGUGUCCUCAAUAGAAGAAGAUUUUCUCACCGCAUCUGAACACUUUGAAGAUGAGAAUGAGCCAGAGGAAUAUAAAAACGGCCAGGAGAAAUUGAAUGUCACAGAAUCUGCCAUAGAAUCCAAAAAGCACAGUGGGAAAGGACAUGAAAUUCUGCAUUACCAAAAAGACGGAUUGCCAUUUGCCCUGGAAGUUAAUUGUAUUAACAAAGACAGGAGCACAGCUCCUGCUAGGACUUCAGGUUCAUCUGAAGAAGAAUAUAAUGGGGAAAGUGAAGUCAGUGUUUCACAAACUGUAGGUAAAGCCAUUAAGCAGCUUCAUUGGAAAUUUGAUCAGGAUGGAAAAUCUAAGCCAUCCUCUAAUACUGGCUGUCUGGAUGAUUCUUCUAAUUUGUCAGAAGAUGCAUUUUUGGCUGUAAUGUCCAAGGAAGAAAUUAUUUCUUUCGAUGAUGUGACAGCAGAGCAAAAUAGUCAUUUAGAUACAUCAGACUGUAGAACAGAAAGACCACCUCAACUUUUCAUUCAAAAUGAACAGGUCACUGCAGGUCAGUUUGCUACAAAUCUGGCAGAAUCUGUUCUGCAAGAUGCAUUUAUCAGGUUGUCUCAGUCUGCUUUUACUAAAGAGGCUGCCAUCAGCAUCUCUGUUGGUAACUCCUUGACGUCAGCUGCAUAUGCAAAACAGAAUAUCAUGGCUUCCCAGUCAUGGAAUGAACUUCCAAAAAUUGUUAUAGUUCAGAGUCCAGAUGGCUCUGACAAUACACCUGAAUGGCCUGGAGCCAGUUUACCAAGUUUGUGUCCUUGGUCUGAAGGCAUACAGUCUUCUGAAGUUAUCGAUCAUUUACAAGACAAGAGCUCCAGUGAGGGCACUCAAAGUGCUUUAGAAGUAGCUUUGGCUUGUGCUGCAACAGUCAUAGGUACUAUUUCAAGUCCACAUGCCACAGAAAAGCUCAAAAGAGAACAGGACUCCACAAACACUGCAACUAAUAUGAUUGAUAAUGAAGAGUCAGAGGGAAUACCUUUCCAAAGUGCCAAUCACUGCACAUCUGUUGAUUAUUCAUUUCCAUCUGCACUGUGUGGCAUGACUCAAGUGGCAAGUGCUGUUGCUGUUUGUGGCCUUGGGGAAAAGAAAGAUGAUAAGUACCCUGUAACUUCAGGAGGACUUUUAUCUGCUGCUGAGACAUCAGCAGCUAUUACUCUUCACUGUAGCAUAGCUAUAGGGAGUAGUAUGGAAAACCUAAACAACAGCAUUGCCCAGGUGUUAUUCAAAGAGGCAUCUUUAGUGUUAACAAAACCUGAAACAUAUAGAAAUUUAGGAGACUUUAUGGAGUCUAUAAAUGGAAAAAUUGCUCAGGCUGCAACAACACCCUCUGUUCCCUAUGUGGAUGAAAUAGUUAUUGAUGACCUCGCCCAGGACUUGUCCAAUGUUAUUCUUACACACUCAGUGGAUGAAGUCAGGAGGAAGCAGCUAAAUGUGUGUUCAGAAAGAAGAAUAGACCUCAAUACUCAAGAUGUUUUUAUUGCAACUGUUAAUAAGCUGCUUUUUAAUGUGCUGUACUUUACCUGUAAGAAAGUGAGUGAUAUUACAAAGCUUAGUGAAUGUUCAAGUGCUUUUGCUGUAGAUAGUCUUAAUGGUCAGGUAAUGGAGAGCCAAACGAAAGAAACAAUAAAUAACCUGUUAGAGCAUUCCCCAGACUGCUCCAGUAAUAAGCUUCUUAAUACCUUCUGUAGCAACAAUCAAGACAAGGAAACUGUGUCUGCAAGAAAUGUGGUGAAAGAUGUCAAACGGGAAGUUGUUCCGGGCAUUCUUGAAUCUGCUACCCUUCAUGCAGAUUUACCAACGGGGGCCACUACACAUAGCUCAUCCUCUGGAAAAACAUCUCCCAAGAAAAGAUAUCUCAAAAGAAAUACAAGAGAGUGUUACAAAUCCAUAAAUUCCAAUAGCAUCAAUCAAACUAAGAAAGACCUCCAGUCAUUUACUGGCAGAGACAGUACAACACCAGCAAGUGAAUGCAGACAUGGCCUUCAAGAUCUUCAAUCUUCGAACGUGAAAGUAAGUACAGAAAGUCAGGAAAAGCAUACAUGUGACACAGGGUGGCACAGUGAAGCCCAACUUACUGUGUCCUUGUUGGGUAAUCAAACUUUUCCACCUCCCCAACCUCUGCUACAGCUGAAGCACCCAACAGACAAAUACUGCAUAACAGAUUUUGCAGAGGAAUUAGCAGAAACAGUAGUCUCUAUGGCAACAGAAAUAGCUGCCAUUUGUCUUGACAAUUCAAAUGGCAAGCAACCUUGGUUCUGUGCAUGGAAGAGAGGAGGUGACUGUUUGUUGCCCCAGGCUUUAACAUGCCGGCCCAUUAAAAGAAAGAAAGAGACACCAUCUAAUGGAUCAGUUGUGAGAAAACAUAGGCCACCUAGGCUUAGUGAGAUCAAGAGAAAGACAGAUGAGCACCCUGAGCUAAAAGAAAGGCUCAUGAAUAGGGUAGUGGAUGAAUCCAUUAACCUAGAUGAUACCCUAGAUUCAAACAAUAGCUUUGCCAGUGAAGUAGCUGCUAAAAUUAUGAACUUAGCUGAACUCUCUGUGGCUGACAAUGUCUGGCAGAGUCCAAACCAUCCUCGAAAUAGACUGCACUGUGACAGAUGGAACAGAGUCAAUGCAUCCAGCUGUGAGAGCAUUCCUGAGGAAGACUCAGAUUCCAAAGGGUCUGCAAAUACUUUAAGUCUCAUGAACACUUUAGGGCAGCCAAUAAGCAGAACCAGUUCUGUCUCCAAACAGUCCAGCUGUGAAAGCAUUACAGAUGAGUUUUCAAGGUUUAUGGUCAACCAGAUGGAAAAUGAAGGUCGAGAGUUUGAUUUAUUACUUGACUACUAUGCCGGAAAGAAUGCAAACAAUAUCUUGACAUCUGCAUUGCAACAAGUCACCAGGAAAAAUGGCCACCUCAAUGUCAGGUCAAGUUGCCCAUCCAAACAGUCAAGCACAGAAAGCAUAACAGAAGAGUUUUAUAGAUACAUGCUAAGGGAAAUUGAAAAAGAAAAUAAAGAAAAUGUGACUUCUAUGAGGAAUGCAAAAGACUGGAAUAGCAAUUUAUUGCCCCCUUCCCAACGAUCACCCUUUUGUUUUAGGCAGUCUUCAAUGCCUGAUAGCAGAUCCUCAGCAUCAAGGCUAACAGUGAAUACACCUGUCAAAGCAAAUUCAUUAGAUGGCUGUUCUCGCAAUGGCCACCAGGAUUCUUUAAAUGUACGGCCAAUCAGCACAUUAUCCACUUCAGGACUUUGUAAAUCAGACUCUUACCUGUACCAAAGAUGUCAGACUGAUCAGAUAACUGACAUGCUAAUCCAUGAGACAUGGUCAAACUCCAUCAAAGCUCUAAUGUGCAAGAACAAAAUAAUAAUAGAUGAUGGAGAGGUUACUGAGCCUGACCAGCAUCCUCACGACUCCCCAUCACACGUCCAGCAGUAUGCAAACAGGUUAGCAACAAAUAUUGUUGAAAGUGGGAAAACAUUAAUUGCCACCCACCAAGAUUCUUCAGAGAGGGAUCAUGACACAGAAAGCAGCCAUUUUCCAAUAGGAAUGCAAAGUAUCAGUAAACCAACAGCUGACAGAAUAGAUUUAAGUGUGAAAAAUGAAUAUACUGCACCCCCUGGAUUGUUUCCUACACAUUGUGCAAGCUCUUCUUCAUACAUAAGGGAAGUGCCUUUAAUUCAAAUAGAGACUGAUCAAAGAGAAGACCUUGAUAAAAGUUCAGAACCUGUAAAUGAAGUUAACAGUGCCUCUGAGGAAUCUAGGGAUCAUCUAAACAAAGAAAACCCUUCAAACAACAGCUUGACUAUGGGCAGGGUCCCUGAGUCUGAAGCCUCAGUGGAAGCCAAAGUAGCGGAAGAGUCCUCAGUCCCUCUCAGCAGCAGUGAUGAAAGCACAGGUAGCAGCUGGUGUCAGUUGACAAAUGAAGAGGAGAUCCCUGAUGAUACAAGCAGCUAUUUGCAGCUCAGUGAGAGAUCCAUGAGCAAUGGCAACAGCAGUACCACUAGCAGUCUUGGCAUUAUGGAUCUGGAAAUUUAUCAGGAAAGCAUGCCAUCUUCCGGUACAAUUAAUGCAUUAGUAGAAGAAAACACAUUUCAUAAAAAGGAGCGAGAAAAAGCAGAAGAAUGCACUUCUGCUAUAUGUGUGGGAACAGCCAGUGCACAAAAGGAUCUCUUGGUGAUAAACUUCGACCUGGAACCAGAGUGUCCAGAUGCAGAACUUCGUGCCACACUUCAGUGGAUAGCUGCAUCAGAACUUGGGCUUCCGACAAUCUAUUUUAAGAAAUCUCAGGAAAAUAGAAUUGAAAAGUUUUUAGAUGUUGUGCAGCUUGUUCACCAAAAAUCCUGGAAAGUGGGCGAUAUCUUUCAUGCUGUGGUACAGUUCUGCAAACUCCAUGAAGAAAGCAGAGAGCAGACGCCAAGUCUCUUUGAUUGGCUCCUUGAGCUGGGAUAAGAAAUCUUGUUAUACUCUCAUUUUCAUUUUUAAUCCAUUUUAAGUGACAGUGUUUUGUGGGUGGCCCUCUGUUCAAAACAUCAGCACCUAAAGUGAAUAGAAAUGCACAAACUCUGCCAGUGUACCAGAGUGUUACAAAGCUGUGCACAGAAAAAAAGGAAAGCGGAGGUCUGGAGUAUAGCACUGCAUCAUAUGGGAGACUUUUGUAUUUUAGAAUGUAUUGUUGCAAGAAAGAUUGAGGAUCUAUUUUAAAUCAUGGUUGGUUUGUUAAAAGCAACACAGUUUCUCAUAUUUCUGAUAAUCAUUGACAGUCUCUUGGACAUUUGUAUUGACUGACACUGGGAAUUGCGUUGUAACAAAAGAUUUUUUUUAAAUAAA
Messenger RNA from Sceloporus undulatus (fence lizard), 5640 nucleotides. RefSeq names its product SPHK1 interactor, AKAP domain containing (gene SPHKAP). Gene Ontology annotation, cellular component: cytoplasm. NCBI's taxonomy places the organism in Eukaryota, Metazoa, Chordata, Lepidosauria, Squamata, Phrynosomatidae. The transcript has 12 exons. Gene Ontology annotation, molecular function: protein kinase A binding. The record is from RefSeq and is a predicted model, not a curated record. The coding region runs from base 229 to 5262 and encodes 1677 amino acids.